Molecule: messenger RNA, 782 nt
Organism: Laccaria bicolor S238N-H82
Lineage: Eukaryota; Fungi; Basidiomycota; Agaricomycetes; Agaricales; Hydnangiaceae
Exons: 4
Coding region: 7-702 (231 amino acids)
Molecular function (GO): protein binding; fatty-acyl-CoA binding
Source: RefSeq, a predicted model, not a curated record
GGGCAAAUGUCUUCUCCCAGCUUCAACAACGCUGCAGCUUAUCUCUCUUCCGCACCAUCAUUGUCUAAAACCUCUUCAACGGUAAAGCUCGAGUUGUAUGGAUUGUUCAAGUACUUGACCUCCUCAAAAUCACCAACAACAUCUCGUCCCUCCAUAUUUGACCUGACAGGCCGCGCCAAGUGGGACGCAUGGAGUGCAGCGGGAGAAAAGUAUGAGAAAGGAAAGGAUGCGGAAAGCAGAUACAUUGAGAUCGCGCGAACUUUGGGCUGGACCGAGGGCGCGCCUGAAGCACGACCAGUUGUAGAUACUGCUGCUGAAGACAUAUGGGACGACGACGUUGACGAGGGUGCGUCUGGAAGCCGUAGUGGUGGUAGUGGUGGGAUGGGUUUAUCAGUUAGCACAAUGCCCGUCCCACCAAAAGUGGAUGACAGAACUAUUCAUGGUCUUGCCGUCUCAAAUGACUUUGCUGGACUCACUGCGCUUCUGGCACAACAUCCAGAGACAGACUUGAACGAGCUCGAUGAAUUUGGAUAUUCGCCCCUCCAUCUCGCCUGCGAUAGAGGGAGUCGAGAGAUUGUCAGACUCUUGCUAGACAAAGGUGCUGAUGCAACCAUAAAGGAUCCUGAUGGGCUUUCGCCGCGAGAGCUUGCCAAUGUGGCUGGUCACAAUGAAAUUGAAGCAAUCCUAGCGUCGUCUAAUUAAACAUCAUCCUAUAUGCCGCAUAAGUUUGAGUCUGCAAUAGAUCGAAUUCUGGGUGAGAUUUAUAUGCUCACAAUCCGCUC